AUGGGUAGUGAAGCUCGUGAACUCCAUGUAUUCUUCUUUCCCUUCCCAGCUCAAGGCCACAUAAUCCCAACCAUAGACGUGGCCAAACUCUUCACCUCACAUGGCGCCACCGCCACCAUCAUCACCACCCCAUCCAUCAAACCCCUCAUCUCCCAAACCCUACAAAACACCAACAUCCACAUUAAAACAAUCAAGUUCCCCAGUGCUGAAUUUGGUUUACCUGACGGUUGCGAAAAAAUAGACUCUUCCCUUAACCCAAACCUGUUCCCCAACUUCCUAAAAGCAACAAUGAACCUUCAGGAGCCAUUGGAGCAGCUCUUGCUCCAAGAAAAGCCUCAGUGCCUCGUAGCAGACAUGUUUUUUCCAUGGGCAACUGAAGCUGCCGCCAAGUUUGGAAUCCCAAGGCUUGUCUUCCAUGGAACUAGCUUAUUCGCUCUAUCGGCUUCGCUUUGUGUCACAACCUACGAGCCUUACAAUAACGUGUCGUCGGACACCGAAGCCUUCGUCAUUCCCAACCUUCCCGGCGACAUAACAAUGGUGAAAAAGCAAUUGACUGAGUUAAGCAGGAAGGAGAACAACCAAGACCUGACUCUAGCGAUAUUGUUGAAGGAUUCAAGGGAAUCAGAGAUGAAGAGCUAUGGAGUGCUUGCAAAUUCUUUCCAGGAGCUAGAAAGUCCUUAUAUAAAUCACUACGUGAACGUGUUUGGGAGGAGGGUGUGGUGUAUAGGCCCUGUUUCUCUCUGUAACAGAAGCAACGAAGAAAAAGCGCUGAGAGGAGUACACGGAGAUGAAGAAAAUGAUAGAUGCUUGAAGUGGCUAAGUUUAAAGAAACCAAACUCUGUAGUUUACAUAAGCUUCGGGUCCGUCGGUGUCCUUCCAGACACCCAGCUUAAGGAGAUUGCAAUAGGAUUGGAAGCUUCUGGAAGAGAAUUCAUUUGGGUCGUAAAAAGAUGUAAAAAAUACACAGAGGAAUGGAAUGCGGAAGAGUUCGAGAAGAGAAUGGAGGGAAAGGGGCUAAUCAUAAGAGAUUGGGCUCCUCAAGUGUUGAUUCUUGAACACGAGGCUGUUGGAGCGUUUGUUACGCAUUGCGGUUGGAACUCGACGUUGGAAUCAGUGACAGCUGGCGUGCCAAUGGUGACGUGGCCGUUGGGUGCUGAGCAGUUUUACAACGAGAAGUUGGUUACUGAUGUUCUUGAAAUUGGGGUUCCUGUUGGUACUAGAUUGGGAGAUUGUGUUGACAAGGGUGCCAUAGAGAGUGCUUUGAAGAGGGUAAUGGUGGGAGAAGAAGCAAAUGGAUUUAGAAACAGGGCUAAGGUUCUUGCUUUGAAGGCAAAGAAGGCUGUUGAAGUUGGAGAGUCUUCUUACUCGGAUUUGAACUCUCUCAUUCUGAAAUUGCAGUCACAUGUUGGCAAUGAAAGUUGCUUUAUUAAUUUAUGAUGAUUCUGAAGGGUGAAGAUCAUAAAUCUUGAUAGUUCCUUUCUCUUCUAUCUGAUCGUUUAG
Molecule: messenger RNA, 1500 nt
Organism: Arachis ipaensis
Lineage: Eukaryota; Viridiplantae; Streptophyta; Magnoliopsida; Fabales; Fabaceae
Product: UDP-glucose flavonoid 3-O-glucosyltransferase 7-like
Molecular function (GO): UDP-glucosyltransferase activity
Source: RefSeq, a predicted model, not a curated record